ACUUUACCCUAAACCGCAACUGCUGACACUUUUGUGCUUUAAAACACUCGCUUGGAUAUACAACGAUUUUUUUAAAGCCCUUUUUUUUCAUUCAGGAUAUUCUAGAAAAAAAAACUUCUCAUUAAUAUGGGAAAAGAAAAUAUCUGUUUUUUGUCUGUUUGGAUAAUUUUGGGAAAAAUCUUUGCAACUUUUUCUUCUGAGCCUGAACUCACCACCACUGAGUUUGUAAACAGCACAGUGACCGAUGCUCCCCUGCCCACCACCACCGAGUGGAUCACAGACUUCACUGACAUUGUGACCAAGUUCUCCCUGCGCACUCAGGACAUCCCUGACGAGGACAUGUGUUACAUCGUGCCCGGCAGACCGGAGACCAUCAAAGAGUGUGAAUUCAACCCCGAGACCCAGACCUUCAUCAUGAUUCAUGGCUGGACGGUGACAGGCAUGUUUGAGAGCUGGGUGCCCAAACUGGUGUCUGCUCUGUACGAGCGAGAGCCCAGCGCCAACGUCAUCGUGGUGGACUGGCUGACCCGAGCCAACCAGCACUACCCGACCUCCGCCGCCUACACCAAGCUGGUGGGCCGCGACGUGGCCAAGUUCGUCUCCUGGAUCCAAAAAGAGCUGCAGCUGCCCUGGGAGAGGCUCCAUCUGCUGGGGUACAGUCUUGGAGCGCAUGUGGCGGGAAUUGCCGGAGACCUUACUGACCAUAGAAUCAGCAGAAUAACAGGUCUCGAUCCUGCAGGUCCCACCUUCGAGCAUGCAGACAAUCAGAACAUUUUGUCCAAAGGCGAUGCCCAGUUUGUGGACGUCCUGCACACCAACACCAGGGGGUCCCCGGACCGCAGCAUCGGCAUCCAGAGACCCGUGGGCCACAUCGACAUUUACCCCAACGGAGGCACUUUCCAGCCGGGCUGUGACAUCCAGAACACGCUGAUGGGCAUCGCACUGUCGGGCAUCAAGGGCCUCCAGAAUAUGGACCAGCUCGUCAAGUGUUCUCACGAGCGCUCCAUCCACCUGUUCAUCGACUCUCUGCUGAACACGCAGCAGCAGAGCAUGGCGUACCGCUGCAACUCCAGAGAGGCCUUCAACAAGGGCAUGUGCCUGAGCUGCAGGAAGAACCGCUGCAACAAGCUGGGCUACAACAUCAACAAGGUCCGCAUGACCCGCAGCGUCAAGAUGUUCCUCAAGACCCGCGACAUGAGUCCCUACAAAGUUUUCCACUAUCAAGUGAAGGUGCAUCUCUUCGGUAAGGACAUCAUGAGCUUCAACGAGCAGCCGAUGAAGAUCUCUCUGUUCGGCACCCACGGAGAGAAGGAGGACAUCCCCUUUGUCCUGCCGGUGCUGGACAGUAACACCACCCUGUCCUUCCUCAUCACCACCGAUGUGGACAUUGGAGACCUGAUGAUCGUGAAGCUGCGCUGGGAGAAGGAAUCCAUGAUCAGCUGGUCCGACUGGUGGGGCAGCAGCAAGUUCCACAUCAGGAAGAUGCGCAUCAAGGCCGGGGAGACGCAGUCCAAGGUGAUCUUCAGCUCAAAAGAUGGAGAGUUCGCCUUCCUCGUCAGAGGAGGAGAAGCUGGAGUCUUUGUGAAGUCAAGCGAAGACAAUAUGAGCCGUAAAGAGAAAUUGAUGCACAAGCUGAAGACGCAGGGCAGUCUUUUCGGGCAGAUUGACGCCUGAAAUUGCACUUGAACACAUCACGCACAUCAUUCUCUCCCUGUAGAUAUGGACAGCACAGAGCAACACUGGGAACGCCUUUGCAAUAACUGGACUUUUACUGGAUGCUGUGGUUUUUUUCGGACUUUCCCCCUUUUUCCCAGUGCAACCAGCAGAACCUCGUCCUCCGUGCUGGACAUCAAUCUGCUCUUUUUACUCUCUCUCUCUGCAUAAUCUGCUGCUCAAACAUGUUACAGUUCAUGAUGAUGUGCUCACAUAUGACAAAGUAACACUUUCAGUAGCUCUCAUAUCUUUGUAAUCAUCUGUUUAUGCUUUUGUAGCCCACAUGUACUGUUUAUAGUGAAUUUGAUGCAUAUUGAACCUGUGAAGUGGUGUGUUUGCCUUGCCUAUGUGAACUUGGAUUAUGGUUGGUUUAUAAAUGAUUCAGAGUGAUAGGCUUAAUCUAGGCACAAUUAUUUUUAAAUUGUCCCAAAUGUUUGUCUUUACCGAACCACUAAUCGCCAACAAUCAACAGGGACCAAAGAAGUAUUUACUAUCUACUGAGUGGAGAAUCACAGUGGUCUUUGUAAAUAUCGUUUUAAUCAGUAUAAUAUAUAUAUUUUAAUAUGAGUCAUGUGUUGAUAUCAGAUAUCGUGAAGCCUUGCUUGUUCAUUUGUUUUGGUUAUUGUGUCACUGGUCACUUUAAAAGGCUCCCCUGCAGCCAUGUAGACGGAAAGUCAUUGAGAUUGCGGUUGAAUGAGGAUAUGCAUUUUGUAGAUUAGGUUUUUUUUUCCGUUAUGAAAGAGGUCAAUUUGAAAUCCAGUGUUUGCUAUGUGCUUCCUAAUUACUUCCUGAAUGGGUCAACAGUUUACCUCAUUGACUGAGCUCCGCCUACAACAUGCCCUUAUUUUAAAAAGGUCAAACAUUACACAAUUACUGAAAAAUAAAUAUGCAAGCCAAGCUAAAUUGUGAUGGACUGGCCUACUUGUUAGCCAUAAUACAACUCAAGAUUAUUGUAUUUAUGGAAAUGUACAUUUAUAUAUUUGUAUAUUAAGCUGUAAUAUAUUUUUUGGCAGGCUUCUAUUGUCGGAUGUAUUUUUAUAAAUUAAGCGUUUUGUGAUUUUAUGCAAAAGGCUUUUGGAAGAUCGAUCAAAUUGGUCUCCAUGCCAGCUUUUCAGUGAACUUACUUUGAUAACCUGAAAUGUAGUGCACUGUAUAAAUAAAGUCACCAGGAUGGUUCAAUAAAAGAGAUACACCACA
Gymnodraco acuticeps is the source of this 2910-nucleotide messenger RNA. It is a transcript of the gene lpla, whose product is annotated as lipoprotein lipase. Gene Ontology annotation, biological process: lipid metabolic process. Gene Ontology annotation, molecular function: apolipoprotein binding; lipoprotein lipase activity. Bases 127 to 1674 code for a protein of 515 amino acids. The record is from RefSeq and is a predicted model, not a curated record. The transcript has 10 exons. Lineage: Eukaryota; Metazoa; Chordata; Actinopteri; Perciformes; Bathydraconidae.